Messenger RNA from Photinus pyralis (common eastern firefly), 2049 nucleotides. Its product is annotated as male-specific lethal 3 homolog. Lineage: Eukaryota; Metazoa; Arthropoda; Insecta; Coleoptera; Lampyridae. The transcript is spliced from 10 exons. The coding region runs from base 150 to 1475 and encodes 441 amino acids. The record is from RefSeq and is a predicted model, not a curated record. Gene Ontology annotation, cellular component: MSL complex; nucleus; NuA4 histone acetyltransferase complex. Gene Ontology annotation, biological process: regulation of DNA-templated transcription; chromatin organization.
GGUUAUGUUUAUGUUGUUGUUGAUAUUUAAUUAUUUGAGUGUUUCAUAGCGGAGCGAGCUUUUUUAUACCCUUACCCUACCCAUAAUUAUGCUAAUUGCAUGAUUCGCUUACAUUCUAAGGGGUAAAACCGAUCCUUUGAUUUCUUGACAUGGUCUCAACUAGAGGAGGAAUAAAACUGAAAUUUUACGAAGGCGAAAGAGUACUUUGUUAUGAACCUGAUCCAACUAAAGCCAAAGUGUUAUACGAUUCUAAGGUUUUAGAUGUUGUCAUAACUAAAGAUAGUCGUGGUCGGAAAAAUGUGGAAUAUUUAAUACACUUUCAGGGUUGGAACUCGUCAUGGGACAGGUGUGUACGUGAAGAGUAUGUACUCAAAGAUACACCUGAAAAUCGACAAUUACAAAAAGAUUUAGCAGAAAAAUCACAACUUCACAUAGGUGCAUACUUGUAUCGAAAAGAAAGGAAGAAACUAAUUAGGAAAAGUAAUGAACCUAUUGCUCAUUCGUCAGAGGAUGGAAGUGUGGGCAGUCCAACACAAUUGGACACCGAUGAAUCCAGCCACAGUUCUGAGGAGGAUUCAUCAUUGGAGGAUGACAUGUUUCCUAUUGAACUGAGCCAAGAUUUAAAAGAAAUUUUAGAAAAUGAUUACGAAAACAUUAAUAAUCAAAAUAAGUUAAUGAAGCUACCUGCAGAACCAAACGUGGUAACAAUUUUGGAGAUGUAUUGGAAACAUUAUGCCACAAGUCUGCUAUGUGGUUUAAAUGAUAAGCCACUUACUAGGCAUAGGAUACCAAGCAAAAUAAGACCCGAAGAUGUUCAGAAAAAUUUAAAUAUUUGUAAAGAAAUGCUAGACGGACUACGAAUAUAUUUUGAUUUUACACUGAAAGAUUUGCUGUUGUAUGACAAAGAACGCAAUCAAGUCGAAACUGCUCAAGCUGUAGUUUUUCCAAAUGACAGUACCGUAAAGCACGAAUUGAAUGUUAAACAAGAACUAGAAGACUUAGAGUACGCUCACUUACCAAACAUGGAUGCAGAUGAGGAUAAUUACAACAACCAUGACGGAGGUCAUAAUCAUUCCAAUAAUAUUGGCCACCGAACUAUCAAGCGUAGACGAGGUUUGAGAUCUGAAAGAACCGCCGAGGUUCAUACUAACGGCAACUUAGAUGAUUCUUCUUCAUACAAUAAUACCUCUACGUCAAGGGCGACUAGGAAUUCUGACACGAUGUCGGUUAGUGUUACCAAAUUUUUCUCGUGGAAACUGCUUCCUGAACAUGUUUUUAUCCAACAGCCACUACCACCGUCAUUACUGUAUGGUGCUACACAUCUAUUGCGUUUAUUCGUGAAAUUACCCGAACUGUUAAAUACGUGUACUAUGGCCGAAAAUAAACUGAAAGUAUUACAUGGGCAUCUAGAGUCGUUUAUGGAUUUCUUAAGUCAUCAUAAGGAGUGGUAUAGUGAUAGAUUUUAUAAUGAUUGAACACAAGUAAUGUUGGAAGUUAUGUAUUUGGUAACAAAUAAAUUAUGUAAAUUCGUCACAAUUAUAAAAAUAUAAAAUAAGUUCACUGUUAACAGUAACAGCAUGUGGUAAGUAGUGUUAGUUUUAUUUAUUUCAUUUUUUUAAUAAUACUGUGUACAAUGAAUUACCUAACAUUACAAUUUCGCUGCACACUAUGUGCAUUGUACAAAUAAAAUGGUACUAAACUGCAAAUACAUGAUCAAAUAAUACAUUGGUCUAAGCACAAAUCACAUCUGGUUUCAAUGAAUAAACAGUGGUCCAAUUCAGUUAGAUAGAAGGCAUUCUACAGUUUGUUAUAGGUUGCGGUUUUUACCAACUCUCAUGGUACUUCUUUGCACGAGUUUUUUGGUAUUGGUUUGGUUUGACAUUUGACUUACCUGAUGAAUGGCUGUGAUCACGAUGAAUUCGAAACUACCCUUAAGCUAAGUUCAGUUUAAAUGGCCACGAAAAACAAAAAUCAUUCUUUUGUUUCUUAUUUAUGUAAGAAUAGAUUUGUCACCUCUAAUUUAAGUCUAUAAAAAAAUUGGUCCGGCCA